UACUCUUUUGCUUCUGCAAUUGCAGAUUCGUACUCUUAUCUUCUUUCUUCUCUUCUCCUCAAUACUACUAUCCAAGAGUUGCUGGGUGAUAGCUGUUCUUGGAUCUUCAUACAGAAAUCUUUCUACUGGUGAAUUAACUGAUCUUUAGGAUUAUACCAAAGUACCUUACUACGUGAUCUUCUGAAGACAUUUGAAGAUCCUAGAAGUAAAAUUCUGAACUAUAGUAAUGACUUGCUUUCCUGCAUUCUGGAGAAACAAAAAGUCCAGGAGUAAAAUUGUGCAGCAUGACAAAGAUAUACCGAUCAUCAGCAAUGUGAAGAUAUACUCCUCCAAGGAGCUCAGAAAAGCCACAAAAAAUUUCUGCUCAGGACAAAAACUAGGACAAGGUUCUUUUGGCUGUGUCUACAUGGGAAAGCUCAGGAAUGGUCAGAAAGUUGCCAUCAAGGUGCUCUCCUCAGAGUCAAGGCAAGGAACAAGGGAGUUCUUGAAUGAGCUGAGUUUGAUAUCCAACAUAAACCAUCACAACCUUGUAAAAUUGCAUGGCUGCUGCGUCGAUGGAGAUCAGAAAAUGCUUGUCUACAAUUAUCUAGAGAACAACAGUCUUGCACAGUCCCUUUUUGGCAAUGCUCAUAGUAGUAUCAGAUUAGACUGGAAAACAAGGGUGAAAAUCAGCAUCGGUGUCGCCAACGGGCUCAAGUAUCUUCAUGAAGAAGUCCGGCCAGUCAUCGUCCACCGUGACAUCAAGGCAAGCAACAUUCUUCUUGACAAGGACCUUAGCCCCAAAAUAUCAGAUUUUGGUCUGGCAAAGCUCUUCCCAGGCAACAUGACCCAUAUCAGCACCAGGGUUGCAGGAACACUAGGAUAUCUUGCACCGGAGUACGCCAUCCGAGGGCAGCUGACAAAGAAGGCCGACGUCUACAGCUUUGGAGUCCUGCUUCUAGAGAUUGUCAGUGGAAGAUUCCACACUGACCCUACAUUGCCUCUUCAAGAUCAAUUCCUCCUAGAAAGGGCUUGGGCACUCCACGAGUCUGGUGAUCUUGAAAGCCUAGUCGAUAACAGCUUAAAAGGUGUUUUCGACACCGAGGAAGCGCAACGGUUACUGAAAAUAGGGCUCAUGUGCACCCAGGAUACUCCAAAGAUCAGGCCCUCCAUGUCGAUGAUCGUCAAGAUGCUGAAGGGUGAGUGUGCAAUUGGUGAUAAGAUCAUGAGGCCUGGUCUGAUCACAGAUGUCAUGGACCUGAAGAUCAGAACAGUUGAGCCGGUUCAGUUCAGUGUCUCUCCACCUAAAUCUCCUUCAGAAAGCAACUCCCAGGUGUCCACACUUGCAUUAGCUGGUAGCACUGUGGUAGAAGAGAGCCCCUGAUGGAAAGUUGUAUAUCUGGAGGAAAAGAUGCUUUCAGAUUAAAAAGAUAGAAAAAAAAUUGAAAAGAUGCCUGAAAAAACAAUGAUUGCAAAUUGGAAGGGAGAGGGAAAGAAGCAAAGAGGAUCUGAUUUUUGUUUUGUUUGUGUAUGCAGGUAGUUUUGCUAGGUAGAUAUAUUGUAGGAAAAGUUUGUAUACACAGCUUCUGAAUUUGAUUAUCACUAGCUACACAAAACCCUGGUGUUUAUACUA
Oryza brachyantha (malo sina) is the source of this 1612-nucleotide messenger RNA. RefSeq names its product cold-responsive protein kinase 1. Gene Ontology annotation, biological process: protein phosphorylation. The transcript has 7 exons. Bases 227 to 1363 code for a protein of 378 amino acids. NCBI's taxonomy places the organism in Eukaryota, Viridiplantae, Streptophyta, Magnoliopsida, Poales, Poaceae. Gene Ontology annotation, molecular function: ATP binding; protein kinase activity. The record is from RefSeq and is a predicted model, not a curated record.